This is a messenger RNA of Cuscuta europaea, 2110 nucleotides long. The record is from the annotation of a GenBank genome assembly. Lineage: Eukaryota; Viridiplantae; Streptophyta; Magnoliopsida; Solanales; Convolvulaceae.
UAUACAACUACUCCGUAUAUAAUAAGGCUAUUUCGAUCACGUCCCGCCCGUUCUCCACCUUCUCUGGAUCCAUUAUACUUAAUUGGCAGCUAGCUAGCUACCAAAUACCAAUCUAUGGCUUCAGCUACGUUUACAAUUUCAUGCGCCGCCGCCGCCAUCCCCGCCUCCCAACUUCAAAAACCUUCAAAGUUCUUACUUAACCAAAACCCGCCCAAGCACCGCCGCAGCAAACUCUCAUGUGCUGCUUCCUCCGCAAAAGAUCAAAACCCGGCGCCGGAAAAGAACACCUCUCCGGACACCACACUUGAUCGGAGAAAUGUCCUCUUAGGUCUUAGCGGCCUCUACGGCGCCUACAACCUAUCCCUCUCCGGUGACGGCGCCCUGGCUAGUCCGGUGCCGGCCCCGGACAUUACCAAGUGCGGCACGGCAACCAUUACCUCGAGCACCGAUAAAGUGCCCUAUUCUUGUUGCCCACCGGCCUUCUCCGGCACCAUAGCUAACUACAAGCUCCCGCAGUUCACCAAGGUGAACGUCCGGCCGGCCGCCCACGACAUAGACGAGGAGUACUUGGAGAAGUACAAGACAGCCAUUCGGAAAAUGAAAGAACUCCCGGAAGAUGAUCCCCGGAAUUUUUACCAGCAAGCCAACGUCCACUGCGCUUACUGCAACGGCGCUUAUAAACUUGCCGGCGGUGAGGAAUAUCAAGUCCACUUCUCAUGGCUAUUCUUCCCAUUCCAUAGAUGGUACUUAUACUUCCAUGAGAGGAUUUUACAAUCCUUGAUCGGAGAUCCUACAUUCACCCUGCCAUAUUGGAACUGGGACAACCCACAAGGCAUGUUCCUCCCGGAAAUCUUCGAUGACAAGGGCUCGCCAUUGUACGACGAGGUUCGUGACCAAAAGCACCACAAGGAUGUCAUCGUUGACCUAUCUUUCUCUGCCGGAGAAGAACUUAACACCACUGAACUCCAAAUCUUGCGGAACAAUCUCGCGAUCAUGUACCGCCAAAUGGUGACCAACGCGCCGUGCCCGGCGCUCUUCUUCGGAAAUGCUCUCCGAGGGGAGGGUUAUGACACCAAGUCCGGUGCCGGAACCAUAGAGAAUGUUCCCCACAACACUUUGCACCGAUGGGUCGGUGACCCCACGACGGCUCACAACGAGGAUAUGGGUAACUUCUAUUCCGCAUCCAAAGACCCGGUUUUCUAUUCUCUUCAUGGGAAUGUGGACCGGCUGUGGUCUGUUUGGAAGAGUUUGGGUGGCAAGCGUCACGAUAUAACUGACCCAGAUUGGCUACAGUCUGCAUUCAUAUUCUAUGAUGAAAAUAAAAACCUUGUCAGGGUCAAGGUUCAAGAUUGCCUCGACCACAAGAAACUUGGCUACACUUUUCAGCUAGGAUAUGCCCACCCCAUGGAUGAGCUACAAACCAACAUCAAAAAAGAAGACACAGUUGAGCAGCACCAAAACAUCUAUCCCUUGGGGCACUAAUAUCUUGCCAAAAACGUUACAACAAACCAUAACGUUGUAUGUCAUGAGGCCCGAGACAUCAAGAUCAAAGCAAGAGAAAGCAGAUAUGGAGGAGUUAUUGAAUAUGAGCUUAACAUAUGAUGAAACCAAGUACAUUAGGUUUGACGUGUUUCUGAACGAAGACAAUCUCUUAAAGGCGUCCGUGUUGGAUCGGGCAGAAUACCUGGGAAGUUUUGCCAACUUGGCUCACAUUCAUGAGAGUUCUAAUGAAAAUCAAUCGAAGACGACGACAUUCAGCCUGGCAAUAACUGAACUACUUGAAGACUUGGGGCUUGAAAGUGAUACAAAUGUUGCAGUUACGAUGGUACCAAAGUAUAAUGGCGAGUUCAUGACUAUCAACAGUGUCGAUGUCUCAUUGUUAUCUUGUUAAGGGCUUGCUUUUGAGUCUCACUGAGAUCAUAUAAAGUUUGUUUCUUAAAUUCUAUUUUGUUCAAGAAUGGACUAAACAAUCUCUUUAAUUUGAUACUCCCUCCGUCCGCCAAACUUUGUCUCGUUUUACCUUUUUAAUCUGCUCUGUCCCAUUAAGUUUGUUCCUUACCAUAUUUGAUAAUAUUUGGGUGGUUACAAUUCAUUCUUACUUUGUUCUCAC